AUGGCUGAGCACGACGACCUGUCUGAAAUCCUCGGCCCGUCCGCCACCCGCGACGCCGUCCCCCGGCCCAACCAGACCUAUGUCAUCCUCGACCGGUCCUCCGACGCCGCCAUCGCCAUUUUCGAAGGCAAGAUCCGGCUGGAAAGGGACAUUGGCCGCGCGGGGAAUUGCUACUGGCAGUCUGUUGAAAAGGACGGCUGGAUGGGCUUCCGCGAGACGGAGCUGGAGAGGUACUUGGGCCACGACUUUUGGUGGAAGUUCACGGCGGAGAGCACGGAGCACGGCGAGUACGGGUACUUUGUGCCGAGGAGGCAUCCUGAUGGGGGAUAUGAGUUGCUGGCGCCGAGCCUGGGGAAGCUGCUGCACGUUGUUGCUGGGGAGGGCGGGGAGCUGAGGGCCACAGAGAAGGGGGGGACGACGUGGGAGUUUGUUAGGGUUGAUGAUGGUAUUGGUGAGGGUGAGGGUGGCCAUGAUGACGCCGAGGAAGAGGGGAUGGAUGGAGUGGAGGAGAUGGGAGAUGAAGAGGAGGAGGAGGAGAAGCAGUAG
Messenger RNA from Metarhizium robertsii ARSEF 23, 546 nucleotides. RefSeq lists its product as uncharacterized. Bases 1 to 546 code for a protein of 181 amino acids. The transcript has a single exon. Lineage: Eukaryota; Fungi; Ascomycota; Sordariomycetes; Hypocreales; Clavicipitaceae. The record is from RefSeq and is a predicted model, not a curated record.